Messenger RNA from Populus trichocarpa (black cottonwood), 1865 nucleotides. RefSeq lists its product as uncharacterized. The transcript has a single exon. The record is from RefSeq and is a predicted model, not a curated record. The coding region runs from base 312 to 1673 and encodes 453 amino acids. NCBI's taxonomy places the organism in Eukaryota, Viridiplantae, Streptophyta, Magnoliopsida, Malpighiales, Salicaceae.
CGAAUCACCGAGAAUGUUCAAGGUCCAAAUCAUAAUGUCUAAGUAGUUGAAAGAUGAAUUCAUAGAGAGUUACUCUCUUCAAAACUGUGGAGAAUAAAAUUGAAAACACCCUUCUCUCUGUCAUGUGAUCGCAGUAUGGCAGAGACACACCCCACAGCCUUUAGCCCUUGGGACUCAACUUGGGUAAUCUCAUUUUACUUCCCAUUUCCAAACCCUAAAAUAAUUCCCCCCAUCAAAACCCCUUUCUCUCUCCCAUUCAUUUCCUUCAUCAUAUGUAACACUAACACACCCCCACACAAGAAGAAAUCGCUAUGGCCUCAGCUUGUGUAAACAACUUGGGCAUGUCCCCUGAAAAUUUCCCUCCCAAAACUUACCAAUCUUAUGGCUGGUUAAGCCCAAGAAUCUCUUUCAGCCGUGAAGAGGAUAGCAAUAACACAACCACCUCUAAAACCACCACCACCAAAUCAUCAUCAUCAUCAGCUCCUCUACAGUCACUAGAUCCACUGGAGAGCCUGGAUUCUGGAGACUUUGAGUUCCGAUUGGACAACUCCAUCACAAUGCUUCCAGCAGACGAGCUGUUUUCUGAUGGGAAAUUAAUGCCACUACAAGUCAAUACUGGUAACAUCAGACCAUCUUUGUCAUCCUCUACCUCUACGUUGACCGAGGGGAUAAGGUCGCCGGAGCCGGGGAGGGAGCCGGUGAAGUGUUGCCGGAGAUUGGAGAUGGAAAUUUCCGGGGCUGAUCCUUACUUGUUUUCCCCCAAAGCUCCCAGAUGUUCGAGCCGGUGGAAGGAGUUUCUGGGGUUGAAAAAAUUACACCAAAACCCUAAAUCCGAAAAAUCAACGACGAGUGCGUUAUUGUUUUCUUCCUCGUCGUCCUCGAAUUCCAAGUCCUUGAAACAUUUCCUGCACAGGAACUCGAAAACGUGCAGUUGCAACACCUCAUCCUCGAACUCCUCCUUCUCCUACACCAUACUAGAUCAUUCAUUGAGUCUCCCAUUGCUAAGAGAUUUGGAUCGCGAAUCCCUCUCCAUAUCUUCUCGCUUAUCGCUGUCCUCUUCAUCUUCAUCCCAUGAACAUGAAGAUCUCCCAAGAUUAUCCCUCGAUUCGGACAAACCAAACACCGGCCUCAACACAAUGCAAAACCCAGGUCCGAAUCCAUUCAUUCUCAAUCGCAACCCGAACCAAAACCAAAACCAAAACCCACCAAGAAUGAGAAUGGUGAAGCCAAGAUCAGAGAAUGGAAACAGCAACAAUGGCACCUCUUCGACUAGAGUAGGAAGGAGUCCAAUGCGGAGGUCUGCAGGGGAAUCAAGUGAGGUUUCAAUAAGCAGAGGGGUUUCAGUGGAUAGUCCAAGGAUGAACUCGUCAGGGAAAAUAGUGUUUCAAAGCUUGGAAAGAAGUUCAAGUAGUCCAAGUAGUUUUAAUGGAGGACCAAGAUAUAAGCAAAGAGGAAUGGAAAGAUCUUAUUCAGCUAAUGUUAGAGUUACUCCAGUUCUUAAUGUUCCUGUUUGUUCACUUAGAGGUAGUUCAAAGUCAGGCUCUGUUUUUGGGUUUGGUCAGUUGUUUUCUUCUUCACCACAAAAAAGAGAUGGCAUUAACAAAGGGUAUCAGCAGCAGCAGCAGCAGAAUAUUAAUAGCAGCAGCGGCAGGAACAGGUCUGAUAGAGUCUAACAGAGAAGAGAGGGAGAGAGAGUAGGGUAACAACAGCAACAUUUUAGUGUUUGAUUGUUGAUUUUGUGCUUUUUUUAAAAAAAAAAAAUUUAUGUUAUUAUUAGUUUGUUUUAAGAGGAAAAACAAAUUGAUUACAACUUGACAGUGAUGUUUCAGGUGUUUUGUAUAUAUGAGGGGGUUUCUUUUUGUUCU